AUGGAUCUGAUCAAUUGUACUCGAGUGACAGAAUUCAUCCUCCUUGGGUUUCCACACAUUUCAGGAAUGAACAUCACUUUGUUUAUAGUUGUCCUCCUGCUCUACAUUUUGUCCAUCACUGGUAAUGGUUUCAUCAUUGUCAUGGUAAGAGUUGACCGUCAGCUCCAAAAGCCAAUGUACUUCUUCCUUAGCAAUCUCUCUUUCCUUGAGAUAUGGUAUACCACUGCUGUUGUCCCCAAAAUGUUGGCCAACCUUCUUUCAUCCAAGACCACCAUCUGCUUCCAUUGCUGCAUGGCACAGUGCUAUUUCCACUUUCUCUUUGGCAUCACAGAAUUUUAUAUCCUCACUGUCAUGUCAUUUGACCGGUAUUUAGCUAUCUGCAAGCCAUUAAGAUAUGCCACCAUCAUGACCACCAAUGUCUGCUUUCAGCUUGCACUGGCUGCAUGGUUUGGGGGGUUCUGUACCAUCCUUCUCCAGACUACGUUGGUGGUGAGACUCCCUUUCUGCCAUUCCAACAUUGUCAAUCAUUUUUAUUGUGACAUUGGACCCAUGUUGAAAAUUGCAGGGGGUCAUACAGAUCUUAUCGAAGCCCUUGGCUUUCUUAUUGCUGUGGCUGUGAUAUUGACUUCUCUGCUUCUGACUGUGAUUUCUUAUAUUUUCAUCAUUUCCACCAUUCUCCGCAUCCCUUCAGCCAGUGGACAAAAGAAAGCCUUCUCUACUUGUGCUUCUCAUCUGACUGUGGUCAGCAUCUUGUAUGGGGCUGUCCUUUUUAUCUAUUUAAGACCUUCUGCUGCACAUUCUUCAUUCAGCCUCAACAAGGCCAUCUCUGUGCUGAACACUGUAAUCACCCCUGUGCUAAACCCUUUCAUCUACACAAUCCGAAAUAAUGAAGUCAAAACAGCAGUGCGGAAAGUGUUACAAUCUGAGGUCACACUUAGAUUCCCUAGAUCAUAA
Python bivittatus (Burmese python) is the source of this 954-nucleotide messenger RNA. RefSeq names its product olfactory receptor 6X1-like. NCBI's taxonomy places the organism in Eukaryota, Metazoa, Chordata, Lepidosauria, Squamata, Pythonidae. The record is from RefSeq and is a predicted model, not a curated record. Gene Ontology annotation, molecular function: olfactory receptor activity; G protein-coupled receptor activity. Gene Ontology annotation, cellular component: membrane. Gene Ontology annotation, biological process: G protein-coupled receptor signaling pathway.